Cetraspora pellucida is the source of this 1070-nucleotide messenger RNA. NCBI's taxonomy places the organism in Eukaryota, Fungi, Glomeromycota, Glomeromycetes, Diversisporales, Gigasporaceae. The record is from the annotation of a GenBank genome assembly.
AUGAACCGACCUUUUCAGUCAUCACUUCCAUCUACCAAUCCUCUGCAUUUAUACCGUCAUACGCUUCGUUAUCUUCGCUCGCCCACGUUACCAUUUCGAUAUUUAUCUCCAAAGCUUUGUUACAACGCGCGAGAGUUAUUCGAAAUUCAUCGUAAUGAACAAGAUCCAAAAAAAAUUCAAGAAUUAAUAAUUUGGGGAUGGCAAGAUUUGGAAUUUUUAAAAGCUUGGAGGUUUGUUGAAAAAGAUAUUUUGGAUAAAAUCUUUAGAGGAUAUGGAUCCAAUAGUCCUAACCCAGAUACCAUUUUAUCACAACAAUUAAAUAACGAAAAUACUGAAACAACUCCAAUACCUUCAAUACCUUCAUUAAAAUUAUCUCGACCUACUUCAACGAUAUCUAAUAAAUAUUCAAUUCCCACGCCAUUUACCGUACAUCGUCCAAAUCCUGUUUCUAAUCCUAAUAACACUUCAAAUGCUGAUGCUUUAUUACCAAUAGAAAAUACUUUUGUCAAAGGUCAACCAACUACUGCUGCUACAACAACAAAUGUCAUGGCUUCUUCUUCAAUACAUUCAGAUAUUCCUUCUAAUGUAGUUAUUCCAAUGCCAAGUACUUUUGUAUGUAAAAGAGAUGGAAGAGUAAGAUGGUGUGAAAAUUGUAAUUAUGUGAAACCAGAUCGAUGUCAUCAUUGUUCUGAAUUUCAUACGGCUUAUGUGUUACAAAACCGUACGACAAUUGAAUCUCUUUCGUUUAGAACUAGAACCUAUAAUAUGAGAGUUCAAUUUGAUCCUGAAAAUCCAACAAGUUAUGGCAUUGCUACUACUAGACCUGGUGAAAAUUUAUGGAAUUUAGGUUGGAAACAAAAUUGGAAAAUGAUCAUGGGUGAAAAUUGGUGGUUAUGGUUUGUGCCAUUUGGUACUCCGCCAGGCAACGGAUUGUCUUUUCCAUAUAAUAAUGCAACACAUAAUAGAAUAAUUGAGGAAGCAAGAACGCAAUCUACAUUGCAGAGUGAGAGUGAUACUGUGAAUGCUAUAUUGCAACAAGCUCAAUCUCAAUUGGGUCGUGCUGGUAGAAG